AUGCUGUACCGUCUGCCCUCCAGGCUGCCAGCCAGGAUGUGGGGCAGGACUUUGGAGAAGCAGUCAUGGAGGAACAGCAGUCAGACUCCUUCCCCAUGUCUUAUCCAUAGACUGGACCACAUUGUGAUGACAGUAAAGAGUAUCAAAGACACCACGAUGUUUUAUUCCAAGAUCCUGGGCAUGGAAGUCACAACUUUCAAGGGCGACCGGAAAGCAUUGUGUUUUGGAGACCAGAAAUUUAACCUCCAUGAGGUGGGAAAGGAAUUUGAACCCAAAGCUGCUCACCCAGUUCCUGGCUCCCUGGACAGAUGUCUGAUCACAGAGGUACCUUUGGAGGAAAUGGUCCAGCACCUCAAGGUUUGUGAUGUCCCCAUUGAGGAGGGUCCAGUCCCCAGAACAGGGGCCAAAGGACCCAUUAUGUCCAUCUACUUCUGA
Puma concolor (puma) is the source of this 435-nucleotide messenger RNA. NCBI's taxonomy places the organism in Eukaryota, Metazoa, Chordata, Mammalia, Carnivora, Felidae. The record is from RefSeq and is a predicted model, not a curated record.